AUGAACUCCCAUUCCUCAAAUUCACUUUCUCUGGAAGAAAAACCUGUGGCUGUCCUUUGGGGCUGUGAAUUGAACAACACAACCAGGAGAUGUGUGGUGAAAGAGGAGGAUGACUUAUUGGAACACCUUGUGUACCUGAGAACGGUUUCCCUGGGUGAAGAUGCAGAUGACUCGCCUCAUGUAGUUGCUGUGGAGUCCAAAAACAUGGCCAGCAUCCCCAAACCAGUGCCAAUUGCAACGCUGAGGCGCUCCGUCUUACCAAUGGUCAGUCUUGACAGUUUUGAAUUAACUCCUCCUGUUAGCUUUAUCUUAAAGUCUGGAAAUGGUCCAGUCUACCUCAAUGGACAGCACCUGAUCUUGGAAGAUGAUUCUGACUACGAACCCGACGAAGGUGCCAUUCCAGAGGACCAAGACACUGGAGAGAACAACUACAAUGACUACCAAGCGGCCAAUGAGGAGAUGCAAGCGGCCAAUACAGAGGUGCAAGCAGCCAAUACGGAUGUGCAAGAAGAAGAAGCAGCUAAUGAAAGAUGA
Molecule: messenger RNA, 534 nt
Organism: Elgaria multicarinata webbii
Lineage: Eukaryota; Metazoa; Chordata; Lepidosauria; Squamata; Anguidae
Product: nucleoplasmin-like
Exons: 6
Coding region: 1-534 (177 amino acids)
Biological process (GO): chromatin remodeling; positive regulation of DNA replication
Cellular component (GO): nucleoplasm; cytoplasm; nucleolus
Molecular function (GO): histone binding; chromatin binding; RNA binding
Source: RefSeq, a predicted model, not a curated record